Molecule: messenger RNA, 688 nt
Organism: Eptesicus fuscus (big brown bat)
Lineage: Eukaryota; Metazoa; Chordata; Mammalia; Chiroptera; Vespertilionidae
Gene: GAL
Product: galanin and GMAP prepropeptide
Exons: 6
Coding region: 156-563 (135 amino acids)
Cellular component (GO): extracellular region
Molecular function (GO): hormone activity
Source: RefSeq, a predicted model, not a curated record
GCCCGCUGCUCCUCCUCCGCAUCCCGAGGCCGUGCCAUGCGGUGAGCGCCCGGCCCGACCCACCCGGCCUGACCCGACCCGACCCGACCGGACGCCCGGACCCGCCGACACCCCCCGCCCGGACACUGACACCCCGGGACCCGCCGCUGCUCAAGAUGCCCAGAGGCGGCGCCCUCCUGCUCGGCUCUCUGCUCCUCGCCGCCCUGUCGGCCACCCUCGGGUCCCCGGUGAAGGAGAAGAGGGGCUGGACCCUGAACAGCGCUGGCUACCUUCUGGGGCCACAUGCCGUCGACAACCACAGGUCGUUCCAUGACAAGCACAGCCUUGCUGGCAAGCGGGACCUGCGGCCUGAAGACGGCGCGGGGGCAGGCGACUUUGACCGGCCGCUGCCCGUGAAUGAUGAUAUUGUGCGCAAGAUAAUGGAGUUUCUGACUUUCUUGCAUCUCAAAGAGGCCGGGGCCCUGGUGCCCAUGCUCCCCUCGGCCGCGUCCUGGGAGGACUCAGAGCUGCCAGCCCCGAGGGAGCCGGGCCGGGCCCUCCCGUCCCAGGACGUCGGGCUCUGAGACGAUGGGUGAGCUUGUGGCAGCUCCCCGAGAAAACCAGCCUCCUCCCUUUGAAGCUGUGCUGUUGUAAUUUAAGAUUCCCCGUGGUAAUCAUUCCAGUGGCAAAAUAAAAACCAGCAAGUGUU